CCAAAACUAGCAGUGGAUUUCUUCCUGGUAAUCUCCCCUAAUGCCUUAUUCGAUUAUUGUCACUGCUCUCUGACCAUGCACUGUCCCUUCAGCCACUCAUUUCCCAAGUGAGUCAGUUCAGAGGAGGCUGAGUGUCCAUCAGGACAGAGUCAGAGACCACAGACUACCUUGUUCCACAUGAAAAGAAGGAAACAAGGACGAAGAGAGCAAGGGAAGCCUCAAAGUUUUGCUGGAAACUUCCUUAUCUACUGGAUUACUGGCUGGAUGCAAACACAGAAAAGGGAUAUGAGGUGGCCGGAAGGUCUCUCUACUUGACUGGCAAAGGGUUGCUGGUGAGGGGGAGGAGGGGCCAGCAGGAGGGUGGACUGCGAGCGGCAGUACACCGCAGGAUGCUGUCGCCUCUGCCCUGGCUGUACGUUAUUCUAUGGGUAGAAAAUGCCUUAGGGAAACUUGAAGAUGAGGGAAACUUCUACUCAGAGAACAUCAGUCGGAUCCUGGACAACUUGCUUGAGGGCUAUGACAAUCGGUUACGGCCGGGAUUUGGAGGUGCUGUCACCGAAGUCAAAACGGACAUUUAUGUGACCAGUUUUGGGCCAGUGUCAGACGUGGAGAUGGAGUAUACAAUGGACGUUUUCUUUCGCCAGACUUGGACUGAUGAGAGAUUGAAGUUUGGGGGGCCAGCUGAGAUUUUGAGCUUAAACAACUUGAUGGUCAGUAAAAUAUGGACACCUGAUACUUUUUUCAGAAAUGGCAAAAAAUCAAUUGCUCACAAUAUGACAACCCCUAAUAAGCUCUUCAGGAUUAUGCAAAAUGGAACCAUUCUAUACACCAUGAGGCUUACCAUCAACGCUGACUGUCCUAUGAGGCUCGUUAACUUUCCUAUGGAUGGGCAUGCUUGUCCACUCAAGUUUGGGAGUUAUGCUUAUCCCAAAAGUGAAAUCAUAUAUACAUGGAAAAAAGGACCGCUUUACUCAGUUGAAGUCCCAGAAGAAUCUUCAAGCCUCCUCCAAUAUGAUCUGAUCGGACAAACAGUAUCUAGUGAGACAAUUAAAUCUAAUACAGGUGAAUACGUAAUAAUGACAGUUUAUUUCCACUUGCAAAGGAAGAUGGGCUACUUCAUGAUACAGAUAUAUACUCCUUGCAUUAUGACAGUCAUUCUUUCCCAGGUGUCAUUCUGGAUUAAUAAAGAGUCUGUUCCGGCCCGAACUGUCUUUGGGAUCACCACCGUUUUGACCAUGACCACUUUAAGCAUCAGUGCCCGGCACUCCUUGCCAAAAGUGUCAUAUGCAACCGCCAUGGAUUGGUUCAUAGCUGUUUGCUUUGCUUUCGUCUUCUCUGCUCUUAUUGAGUUUGCAGCUGUCAACUACUUUACCAAUCUCCAGACACAGAAGGCCAACAGGAUGGCACAGACUGCAGCCUUGGCCCCUGUGACAAUAUCAAAAGCAACUGAACCCUUGGAAGCUGAGAUUGUUUUGCACCCUGAGUCCAAGUUUCAUCUGAAGAAAAGAAUCACCUCUCUGACCUUGCCAAUAAUUCCACCCCCUGAGGCCAACAAAGUCCUAACUAGAGCUCCCAUCUUACAAUCAACACCUGUCACGCCUCCACUACUUUCUCCAGCUUUCGGAGGCAGCAGUAAAAUAGACCAGUAUUCUCGCAUUCUCUUCCCUGUUGCAUUUGCAGGAUUCAACCUUGUAUACUGGGUAGUUUAUCUUUCCAAAGACACAAUGGAAGUGAGUGGCAGUGUGGAAUAGCCUGCAGCCAGGACAUGUACUUCAUAAGUUCUCAUUCUCUGAUUUCUUUUGCAUAGCAUUGAGACUUGUAUAGAUGCUUUUCUGAACAUGAAAUAAAAAUUGUAAACCUGUAACAUAUAUCUCUGAGUAAGCGUAUAUGGGUCAAAAGACAAUAACGUUAAUCCUCAAUACUGGAAGUUGAAGGUUGCUAUAAAAUGUGACUUUUCUGUACAUUAGAGAAAAAUUUUAUAAGCGAUUAAGUUGGAUUCAAGAUGAAUUUGCUGAUCUUUAUCCAUUGUUCAGUACUUUAAUUGCCACUGUGAAUAGCAUUUACCACAAAGCAGAUAAAGUGAGAAAUGCUAAUACUUCUAAAGAUUGCCUUAAAAUAUACAUUUAUUUUGGCUUAGUUUUCAAGUGAGCAAAAUAUAAAUAGUCUAAAUAUUUAUCAAUAAGUUAAUACUAGCAUCUUGGAAGCAUUUAUGCUAGUAAAAUGGCUUUCAUCAUCAUUUAAAGCCUAUAUUGAAUUUAGCCAUUUGUUUUUAAUCUUGCUGUGCUAUUUUACCUCAAUAAAGUAUGGUGUUUGUACACAAA
This is a messenger RNA of Manis javanica (Malayan pangolin), 2321 nucleotides long. RefSeq names its product gamma-aminobutyric acid type A receptor subunit alpha6 (gene GABRA6). Gene Ontology annotation, molecular function: extracellular ligand-gated monoatomic ion channel activity; GABA-A receptor activity. The record is from RefSeq and is a predicted model, not a curated record. Gene Ontology annotation, cellular component: membrane. Lineage: Eukaryota; Metazoa; Chordata; Mammalia; Pholidota; Manidae. Gene Ontology annotation, biological process: gamma-aminobutyric acid signaling pathway; monoatomic ion transmembrane transport; chloride transport.